Molecule: messenger RNA, 10813 nt
Organism: Gopherus evgoodei (Goodes thornscrub tortoise)
Lineage: Eukaryota; Metazoa; Chordata; Testudines; Testudinidae
Gene: AKAP8L
Product: A-kinase anchoring protein 8 like
Exons: 13
Coding region: 92-2056 (654 amino acids)
Cellular component (GO): nuclear matrix; nucleus
Molecular function (GO): DNA binding; protein kinase A regulatory subunit binding
Source: RefSeq, a predicted model, not a curated record
GCUGGGCAGCUGCCGUUGCCGUCCGUCGCAGGAGGCAGCCGCGGGCUGGUGGUGGGUGUGUGAGGGGAGAGCGGGACGUGGAGCUGCUGUCAUGAGCUACUCAGGUUAUGGCAACUGGAACUCUGGGACAAACAGAGGAUAUGAGGGAUAUAGUUACGGCUAUGGAUACGGUCAAGAUAACUCUGGCAAUUAUGGGUAUGGUAUGGCCACUUCAAACGCUUGGGAAAUGCCUAAUUCAGACACAGACCCUAACGCUUCCACUGGCGCCGAUGCUGUUAUAGCAAAAAUGAACCAGCGCUUAGAUAUGGUGUCUCAUCUAGAAACGGACACAAUGCAAGGAGGACAUUAUGGCUCCAGUGGAGACAGGUAUAAUACAUAUGAGUCCUACGACUCAAGGUCUUCACUGAACGACCGUGAUCUAUACAGAUCCGGCUAUGAUUACAGUGAGGCUGAACAUGACACCGAAAAUGCCUAUGAAGGUUGCUAUGACAGCUUCUAUGGGAACCACAGGGACCAGUACCAGAACAGAGCAUGGGACAACUUUGGCCAGCGGGGUCAGAACUGGGCCAGAGACGGGCGAAAUAACAGACCCAUGGCAUCUUCAUAUUCCGGGCACAUGGGCGGACAGUGGAAUGAGCCGCCACAGCCAAUGGGAGGGCGGGGCCAUGGCCCCCACGGCUCCUCUAGGCUCCCAUCCCUCUUCUCCCACAACAUUAUCCCAGAACUCAGCAUGUUCCAGGGAAUGCGAGGUUUCUCUGGAAACAUGCGCUUUGGAGGAGGCGGCAUGAAACAACGAAUGAGGAGAAACUGGAAAAUGUGGGACGCAGACUUUAAAUCACAGAAAAAGAAAAUCAAGAAGGACCCUACCUCUAAGAAGAGAAAACAAACUGACAGCACUGAUGAACCUGAUAGCAAGGCAGCAAAAACUGAUGGCUCUGACAACUCCGACUCUGAGAAUGAGGAAGGGACUGAAGGAGAAGCAGCAGAGAAGGAGGGCUCCAAAGCUGAGGGUGAAGAUGAAGAAGGAAAAGAUUCUGAGAAAGGUGCUUUAACAAUUCAAGAAGAGAUCAGUCAAAUCAAGCGCAAAUUGCAGGCAGGCAAGAAAACUCAAGAGAGGCAGAAAAAGAGGCACCGGGAUCGCAUGGUAGAAAGGAUUCAGUUUGUUUGUUCACUGUGCAAAUAUCGGACCUUCUAUGAGGAUGAGAUGAACGUUCAUCUGGAAAGCAAAUUCCACAAGGAGCAUUUCAAAUUUGUUGGAACAAAACUGCCUCAGCAGACAGCUGACUUCCUCCAGGAUUAUGUUGCUAACAAAACAAAGAAAACCGAAGAACGCCGUAAAGCAAUUGAAGACAUCAAUGCAGUUAUUCAACAGAUCUAUAAAGACCAAGAUCUUACCCAAGAUAUUGGAAUGGAACACUUUAUUAAAAAGGUGGAGGCCGCUCACUGUGCUGCAUGUGACCUCUUCAUCCCAAUGCAGUAUGGAAUUAUCCAGAAGCACCUGAAGUCCCUUGACCACAACCACAACCGCAGAGCCAUGAUGGAGCAGUCCAAGAAAUCAUCCUUAGUAGUUGCAAGAAGUAUUCUCAAUAACAAACUAAUCAGCAAGAAAUUGGAGCGGUAUUUGAAGGGUGAGAAUCCCUUCACAGAUGAUCCAGAAGAGAAAGAGGAGCAUGAGGAAGGAGAGGGUGGAAUGAGUGGAAAUGCUGAAGGAGCAGAUGGAAACAAAAUUGAUGAAGAAAACCAACAUGAAGAAAAUAAAGAUGAGGAAAGCCAAGACCGUGAGGAGAACCCAGAAGCAGAAACAACUGAGAAUCAUGGGGAGCAAGAGGAGAUUCAGGCAGAGGCACAGGCAGAAGUAGAAGCAGGCUACACAGAGGAAAAGAAUUCACAAGUUGCAGAGGAAACCCUCACUGCUGAGGAGGAAGAGCAACUGCUGGAAGGAGGUGAGGAAGAAAGCAAAGAAGUUACUGCAGCAGAAGAGGAUGAGCCCUUGAAGGGAGGUGAGGAAGAAAGCAAAGGAGUUACUGCAGCAGAAGAGGAUGAGCCCUUGGAGUAGACUCUGGAUGAGGAAGCUGACCUGUUUAAGACCCAGCAUUAAGUUUUUUAAAGCAUAACUAUCUGUGAAACUUCAUAGUAUGUUUUUGGUUAUCAUUCUACUAAACUUUCACCUAGUUAUGGCAGUUGAAAGCCUCUAUCUGUAAAGUGUUUUUGGAAAUAGUUUUUUUUUUUUUUUUUUUAACCAAACCUUCAUUUUAGUAGCUAGGUUUUGUGCAGUCCAAGUUUUUAGAUGGCUUUGUACUAGAAGAAUUUCCUUUGAGCAUGUGUACAAAACAAAUUGUGCCUAAUGCACUACGUACUAAAUCACAAUCUGGCAGAUUAAACCUCUUACUAUUGUCCCUGUAAAACUUUUAUAUAUUUAAAAAAAGUGAGUUGUCCCUUAGCCAGCCUUCCUGGAAGCAAAAGGAGUCUCAAAUCCAGGGUUUAAAAAUCUGCAGUGUAUGCUGUAAAUUCCGCAUAAUUUCCAUGUGACUGUAGUACUCUUCCCAAUGUUUUACUCUUCCUUUUUAAUGCAAAGCAAAAAUAAGUGGUGUCAACAUUGUAUUGUUUGUAAAAUGCUUUCACUUAAAGGUGAAUGUUUUCGGUGGGUGGAGAUAAAGCACUACACUGAUAUUACCCCUCUGUGUGCGCCUUAAUUUCUGAAGGUGGAGGUGAGUAGUAUGUAUCUUGGUGAUGCUCGUAAUAAGUGGAGAUCUUGAAAUGCAGUCCUCCUAAACUGAAGCAAUGCUGUGCAGUAGCUGUGGUCUGCUGCACUGAGAUCUGAGCUCCACUCAGUUUUGCUGCAGAUUUGGAAAAAGUCACUUCUCUUUUGUUUGUUCUCAUCUAUAAGGCUAAUAUAACCCUUCUGAAUCUCCAACUGAAUUGUGCCUUGUGAAUAUUCACAAAUAUUUCUUAAAGUUGUCAUUGACUUUUUAAUUCUGAGUAUAUUUGUCAAGCUCACAAAUCCAAAGUUUAACACUUCCAUAAUAUUUCAAAGCGUGCCCCUGCAGGAAACUGAACCAAUUUUGUACAGACAAAUCUGUGCUGGCUUAUGAGCCAUCAUGGAUGCAUGUGUAAAAAAGGGGGGCACAUCUCUGCUGGAUAGCAGGGCACCAUUUUGGGACAAGCUGUCUUGGGCUUCUUUAAUGGCUCCAUCUGUGGGACUUCCCUGGAAUAUAGAGUGCUGGUAGCUGUAGCUGAUCAGUUUUCUUUAUAAACCUGACUUCUUCCUCCCUACUUGCAUUCAUUCCUCCGUAACAUGGAAGUUAGCCUAGUUAUCGGUAUACAGUAGAACUGCACAGCUUCUAAACUAUAGGUGUUCAUCUAUGUAGAAUUUUCUAUCUUGAUCUUGCAACACAGUGUUAAUAUGACAAGCAGCUUGUUAAACCUGUUCUAGUGUAAAUGUUGAGGCACAGGGUCAAAUUUCAAAAGGUUUACUACAGUGGUCUGAAGUAGGGACACCAGUAUGGAAUAGUAGUCACUACUGACCUCUUAAACGUGGCCUGAUACCAGAGGCCACUUUAAGCCUGAUCAGUAGGGAUGUUUUUUUCCUGGGAUAGGUCACCAUGCAGUGAUCGGAAGCUUGUGACGUAUUGCCAUUUUGAACAAGGCCUCUAAGACAGUGCUUACAUGCAUGUACCUAUGUUGGCUUCAGGAAAUUUGACUUUAAGGUUUAAUUAUGAAGAGAAGGGAAUUAGGAAGAUGACUACAGUAAGUUACUGAAAAAACUAUACUAAAGUGGGAUUUUGUCAAACCCAUAGAAAUCUACUGGAUUAAAAGGUUGCUAAGAUUACUUUUUAGAAAAAAAUAUAUGUAGAAAUGAGUUAAAGCAUAUGAAUAUUCAUAUACCCCAAUUAUGUUAGAAUAUAUCAAAUGGCAUUUAAAUAACUCUGUUUCUGUUUCUCCCUACCUCAUUCUAGGCACCAGAACUCUUCUUACACCCAUCUUCAUUCAUACGGAUUUCUUAUUUCUAGCUCUCCUAGAACCACCACUGAUAUCCUACAACUCACCCUCCAGUUCACCCAUCCCCUAGCACUCAAAGGCAAGUAAGAUAACAUCUUGCUUCUUACCAUCCAUAUAAAAAUUGGACUCGGCUUGUUCAUGCAGCUCCCUGAUUUGGCUGAGACUAUAUUAGUCUCUGUUUACAAUUGUUGAUCUUCGCUCCCUGCCAUCCCCCACAAACACACCAGUUCUUCCUCUUUCUGGAGCUUAGCAAGUAUCUGCAGGCUUCUCCUUCUUCCUGGCUCUGCAAUAUAUGUUAUAGUCAUCCAUCACAAUAGGAAAGGCCAAGGCCAAUUUUUGUAAACAAGUGAAGUUUUGGGAAUUUGCCUGUGCCUCAAAUUCUAAUGGCAUUUUUAAGUAGGUAAAGCUAGAAGUACUAUACUGAAGAUGGGUUUUCUGGCUAGUGACCUAAUCUUCAUUUACAUAAGAUCAAUUUUGAGCCUCUAAAUAUGGGUUGACCAACUGCCUGUAAGUGUUCAAAAAAUUCUUGUGUAUUCUGAAUGUAAUGACAAGAAUAGUCUUCCUGCAUAGAUUUACAGGUGAAGAGGAAUAGUGACAAAUAAUGUGCAGCUGCUACUGAAUUACUUCUGUUAAGGAUAACUUUUAAUAAACUAAGCAUAACCACCUUUCAUCGUACAUUCCAGGAAAAAAUAGUUGGGUGGCUUGCUACAACCAACAAGACCAUGACUAGAUAAAUCUGCAAGCUAUUGCCCCAGAACCCUGAUUCUUUGUUCUAGAAACACUGGCCUAUAUACUACUAAGCAGAGUCAGAACUUCCAUUAAUGGUAACACAGGGACAGGGCCCUAUGGACUUAGCAGCUUACUGGUGGUGGAACUUACUGCAAUACAUCCUUUGUUCCAGAAUCUAAAUGUUCUUUCUAAAAAAGUGUCUAGUCCAUGUGGAUACAAAGCUUUCAUUUUGAUGGGAAAUCUUAAAAUUAUUUUUAAGAAAUGUAAAAGUGGCCACCACAUGAAAUAUAGCCUUUGAAUUUUAAUUCCUGUUGGAAUUCAUGUUGGCUUGGUGCAGAUUGGGGUGAUGCUCAAAGGUUUAAAAAAAAACACCACACUUUAAAAAACAUAAAAAUUAGUGGGAUCUUGCAAAAAAUCUAUAAGCUAUAGUCACAUUUAAAAAAAAAAAUAGAAUUUGGUCCUCUUAACUUUACACCUGCUACUUAGAACAAUACCAGUUAGAAGCAGGUAUUACUUCUCUGUUUUGCUCUUUAAAUUUUUUUGAAGUUGUGUUCUCUAAAUACAUCAGCAUGAAGCAGACAUUUAUCACUGUUGCUGUUCCUCCCCAUAGCAGUUAGUGCAGCAGCCUGCAUAGGUGUUUAGGUGAUGGACUGUGCCCAGCAUGAUAGUAGGUGUAUGUGUGAGAGAGAGCCAUCAAACAUGCUGUAGAUUAGGGUACAGUUUCUCGAGUGAAGAACUGACUGGCUAAACAGCAGUUCUGCAGAAAAGGACCUACCCCCUUACUGAGCCAUUCCAAUGACUAUUGCCAGCCCCAGGGGGCAGACUUAAGAUUGUGCUGUGGGGGUGGCAUGUAUCUUGGUAUUUCCUGAUUGUCAAAGGUUUAAAUUUAGCCGCUCUCCACAUUCUGGAAGGGCAUGUAUCAGUGCUAGACAACCUUACCUCUGUGUUAAUUAAGUUUUUGAAGAAUUUAAUUCCUGUGGUUUUAAAAAAAUGAAAAAAACAAAACCAUACCAUCUCCAUGUUGCUCAGCUCUCCUUCUCCACUGCCUCUGUCUCCUUGGCAGUCAUUACCCUGACCCCAGAAUGCACUGGCUGCAUGUCACAGAAAAUAGAUUCUGUCAAACUAACCUGAUAUCUUUGAGAUUACAAGUUAGGUUGAUAAAGGUAAUGGUGUUGAUAUAAUAUAUUUAGACCUUUGUAAGGCAUUCAGUACUUCAUGAUAUUUUGAUUGAAAAAUGUGAAUGAUAGAAAAAUAACAUGGCCUACAUUAAGUGGAUUAAACAAAAGCUAACUGAUAGAUCUCAAAAUAUAAUUGUAAAUGAAGAAUCAUCAUCGAGUGAGCAUUUCUGGUGAGGUACCACAGCGAUCCAUUCUUGGCCCUAUGCCAUUUAACUUUUUUUUUUUUUUCAAUGACCUGAAAGUAAACACAAAAUUACUAUGAUAAAGUUUGCAAAGGAGACACAACCUUGGGAGUAGUAAAUAAUGAAGAGCACAGGUCCUGGAUACAGAGGAAACUGGAUCAUUUGAUAAGCUGAGCACAAGCAAACUAUGCAUUUUAAUACAGCUAAAUGUAAAUGUGUACAUGUGGGAACAAAGAAUGUAGGCCAUACUCACAGGAUGGGGGGACUGCCCCAACCCCAGCUGUCAUGAUCCUGUCCCCAUGAUAGCGAUUGUUCUGAUCAGUUUUUGAACUCCACUGUCCAAGGGUCAGAGAUUUCCCUACCUCCCACUUUAAACCACCCUUCCCUCAUGUUUUAAAUGCUCUUCCUGAUUGCCUGCCUUGAUGAGUACACCUAGCAGCUCACCUUUGUGUACAUCUGACCAUGCUGGUUCCAUACAUGCAGCUCCUUUGUGGAGCAAGCAAAAAGUUGUGGAUCUUCUUACACUGUGGGGAGACAAGGCAGUGUGAGCCCAGAAAUGGAACAGCUGUUGAAAUAUCAACACUGCAGAUUUCACAAGGGGUGCUGGAACAGGGGCAUGACAGGGCUGAGCAGCAGGGGCAUGUGAAAAUGAUGGAACUUCACCAGGCAUACCACAAAGCAAGAGAAGUCAACAAGAAACCUUGGGCUGCAGACCUGCCACUUUUACAACAAACUGUAUGCCAUACUUGGCAGUGACCCCACCAGCACUCCGAGGACCACCGUGGACAGCUUCAGAGGAGCCCAAGGCAGAGACCGCUACCACAAGCAACAAGGGGGCAGGGGGGAAUACAGCAGGGGGACUCAACCUGUGCCAUGAACCAGGAACUGUUUGAAACUCUGAUGGAGUCAAGCCAGGUGAGCGCAGAUGAGCCCACUAAUGAGCAGGAAGAGAGCUCGGGUAAGUGUGUACAUGCAUUGUUCCUUACAAAGGCUUUUUUUGGUUUGAUUUGUUUUUUUCCCCCUGAAAUCUCAUCUCCCUUCCUGCCCCAUUUAAAUGUCUCUCCCAUCCCAUCCACAAGUUUAUAGAACAGAGACAUUGAGUUCUAAUUUCUUUAAUGUUACAAAAUACAAUAUUAGGAAACAAAUUCAAAAAAUUCUGUAGCAGUCCAGUUACACAUUGCACAUCAUAUCAGUGUUCUGUGCUUAGGCAAAGGUAGAACAAACAGGUAGAGUCAGCAUCCACCUUUCAUUUUUUUUUUCUUGGGCUCAGCAGGGGGUGGGGACUGCAGAUUAUUUUGUUUAUCUGACUAGGGUUGUCCCUUUAAGCCUCUUGAGACAUCUUGAUGAAACUUUCAUGGACAUAUUCCACGGUCCUCUCAUGAAGAUUGCUAGGGAUCGCAGUCUUUCUUUCACUGCUCUAGGAGACCUUCUCAUGACACUCUGCAAUGAGUUUGGCUGACACUGUUACAGUAAACAGGCUAGGGGCAUGUGAUCUCAGGUGGCUUCAGGAUGCCAGUACCAGUUGGGUUCUGUGUGCCUUUGUCACUCUUAGGAGUGAGAUAUCAGCUAAAAUCACUAUUGCCUGUGAAAAUAGAGCUAAUAUUCACUGUACUUCCCCUAUAUCAGUCCCCAUGGAGCAGGCCCGAAAGGUUAUAGCUUCCUUGCAACAGAAUCCCUGCCCCCAGGCCACACCAUGGUUUAAGCUGCAGAGCGGUGCUGUCAUGAGGCACUGCAAAGCUCAAGUGCCAAUAAGCAUUUCUUAUUAAAAGGAUUUAUGGGAAUAAUGUAAGGGAGUUUUGAGACUUAUCUUUCCCUUUUUGUUGUGACUGUAAAUCUAAUGGUGCAUUUGUCUGUUUUAAUCAGCAGCUUCUGGCAUGGUGGCCUUGAGGGGUGCCCUCUCCAUGCUGAGUGAACAUCUGACCCUGAUCAGGAGGAGAAAGAGGACUAGGGAGGAUAUGUUCUGUAGGAUAUUCCAUCCUUUACAGCCCAGUGAACAAGGACUAAAUGCGGCCAUGCAGAAAGACUGAGAAUGGAGAGAGCAGUUGCUGCAGGAGAAGCAGAAGAACCAAGAGGUGCAUAUGGAGACAAUAGGUUUCCUCAGGCACCAAGCUCAAAUGUUGCAAAGCAUUAUUGACUUACAUUCCCAAAGACCCUGGACUCAGUAGCCUUUCCAGUCCUUGGAGAAAUCAAUGGUUGCUGCUCCCUAAAUCACCCAACAUGCCAUGUGGGAUCAAGGUAUAUCUCCUUCUUUUUUGAGUGAUUGCUCAUGUGUAUUCACAAUAGGUGUGCAUGCUCGCCACAUGCACCGGUGUUGGCAGACUUUCCCCUAGCAGUAGCUGUAGGGAAGUGCCCCAGCAACCCAUGGAAUGACGCCUCCAUGGUGUGGUAUAAGGGGCGCUGUGCACUCCCUCACCCUCAGUUCCUUCUUGCCGCCACUGAAGGUGCUUCGAAACUGCUCUGCUCUAGCUUUGCUGUAGCUUGUCCACAGAACUCUUGUUCGUUCAGCAUAUGUGACCUGUAAUUAGCACUCAAUUAGUUAUAAUUUAGUUCAGCUACUGCGCCCAGGCUGGGGCAUGCCCCAGGUUUUAAGUAGUGCAACACUUGUAGGUGCCCAAUGCCAGUGAGUGAGCUGCACACAGACUGUCUACGCUUUAUGGGUGAAACUCAUCUCAGCAAUUGCUUUAAGAUUUGCAAGUCGUUUAAGCCUUGGACCGAGAGAGGGAGAGACAUUAGGCUCCGGGCUAUCCUGAUGGAGUCAGCGUUGAUCCUGACUCCAGCAUGCUGCUCUGAGUCAGCACCAAGCACUGUGAUGUUGGUGCACAGCGACCCCCCGGCGCCAUCUACUAGUCGGCACUGCUCCCUGUCCACGGGGCAUGUCAAGAAGGCUAAGAAGAGGCCUUUUCCAGUGCAGCACUGGAGUAAAUCUGGGGCAGAGAUUAGACCUGUGUUGGGCAGUCCUCGAUCUCCAUUGGCCUCUAAGUCUCCAGCUCAAGUCAAGCAGAGCAGCCCGGCCCAGUUGGAGCAGGCUUCCCCAGAUGUCCAGAUGCCCUCCACGCCGGAGGCCCUGCAGGUGGCCUGGGACAUCAUGUCCAUGCCAGAACCAAGAGCACCACCAAUGUUGGCCCCACGCUCUAGAGGCAAGCUGCAACUGGGAUCUCCUCAGUCGCUCCUGACUCGGUACCAGUCUCAGUCAAGGGAAUGUUCCCGACGCCAUUUGGCGCUCGGCAACCAUUCCAUGCAUAGUCAAUGUGGGUCACCGUCAACUCCCACCAGGUUGUCUGGCUGGAUUCUGUCUGACCAAGACUCCAGGCACCGCUCCACCUGGGGAAGCGAACACCAAUGGGACCGUGGCAGACACGGCCGAAGGUCCUUAUCUUGGAGGGGCUUUCAUAGCCGGUUACGACUCAAACAUUGACACUGUUCCCGUUCAUUGUCCCACACCAGGACCCUGCCACAGCACCACUUCCGCAGCCCCAGGCAUCAAUCACUGGUGAGUCGCUGUCACAGAUCUGCCCGUCGGAGCCGAUCGCUGAGCAGUUGUUACUGACGGUUGCGGUCCUCCAUGUCGAGGUCGUGGGGUCAACACUGCUCCCAGUGCCACCACUCCCAGUGCCACCGCUCCUCCCAGUCCAGGGACGGUGGCAGGUCAUAUGUCAGCCUGGCCUCCCUUCGUAGCUGUCCAUCGAUGGCUCAGGCCGAACAGCCCGCUCCGCUGGUGCCACAGCAGGUGCAGUGGCACUGGGCCCCGUGGCCAGUGCAAUGGUACCAGUGGGCAUCGUGGCCCCCAGUGCAGCCCCCAGUGGGAAUUUACUAAGUGGCUGAAGCGUCAGAAGGGCCUUUGGCCUCCCUCUCCCAACAUCAGAGGAAGGAGUUGGUGGGACAUACAUCCUCGGCACUGUGCCCAGAAACCAACCAAGUGGUGGAUCCUCCGGUGCUGGUGGACGUGCAAAGUCCUCGCCCUCCCCUGAUGAGACAAUUACAGUCCCUCUGUCCCACAGGAGGACUCUAAGGCCCAAUAAAAACUAUUAAAAAGGAUGGCAUCAAGCCUCCUCCUCCAGGCAGAGGAGGUGGAGGAGCCCUCGGACUCCCUGUUUAACGUACUGUCUGCUUCGGUACCACGCAGGGUGGCCUUGCCUCUCCACAAAGGGGUGGCGAAAAUUUCAGAUGCCCUGUGGCAAACCCCAGCCUCAUCGGCCCCCAUCUUUAAGAGAGCAGAAUGCAAUUAUUUUGUGCCUGCUAAGGGACAUGAAUACCUAUACACCCACCCUGCCCCUAACUCCCUGGUGAUCGAGUCGGUCAACCACAGGGAGUGGCAGGGCCAACCAGCCCCUACACUGAAAAAUAAAGAUUCAAGGAGGCUGGACUCAUUUGGAAGGAAAAAAAAUUUGUCCUCGAGCUUUUAGUUACCGGUGACGAACCAUCAGGCUCUUCUGGGCCAAGUUUGAGGACUCCCUCCAGGAGCGUGACAGGAAGGAAUUCAAAGCGCUGGUGGAGGAGGGUACAGCGGCUGCCAAGGCAACCCUGCAGGCAGUGUCGGAUGUGGCGGACACAGCUGUGCGGUCCAUGGCCUCUGCAGUGUCCAUGAGGAGGACAUUGUGACUCCUACUCUCUGGGCUGUCCAGUGAGGCGCAGACCUCCUUGCAGGACCUUCUAUUUAAUGGCAAAGCUCUGUUUGUGGAACAAAUAGAUAUAAAACUGCAAGACCUGAAAGACUCUUGCACGACA